AUGGGCUGCUCGUCAAGUGCCUCGAUUUCGGUACGUGGUGAUGAGUUUGGAGGCAAGCAGUCUGCACGUGUGGAACCAGUGGACUGCAGCGUCAACUUCAAGGACGGCAAGGAGGUUGCCUGCGACUACAAGGAGGCGAUGCAAAGCUUUGAGUCGAUGGUGACAUGUACUGACGGCAGCGCAAAUCAUCCGGGGCGGCCAACGAAGGCCACCCACAAGCGGCAUGUAGCGAAGCUGAACGAUUUCCUGAAGCAGGUCCAUGAGGAUCCGGACCUGUUGAACAAGGACGUGAUCCUGCGGAGGAUCGUGGAGAUGUAG
This is a messenger RNA of Symbiodinium pilosum, 318 nucleotides long. The record is from the annotation of a GenBank genome assembly. Lineage: Eukaryota; Dinophyceae; Suessiales; Symbiodiniaceae.